Papilio xuthus (Asian swallowtail) is the source of this 651-nucleotide messenger RNA. RefSeq lists its product as uncharacterized. The record is from RefSeq and is a predicted model, not a curated record. Bases 1 to 651 code for a protein of 216 amino acids. Lineage: Eukaryota; Metazoa; Arthropoda; Insecta; Lepidoptera; Papilionidae. The transcript has 2 exons.
AUGUAUUGCCAAGCCAAUACACACAUCAGGUCCGCUGCUGGCGAUAGCGACAGGUUUGGUGUCUCGGUGGGCCUACACCAGGGUUCGGCUUUAAGCCCGUAUCUCUUCCUCCUGGUAAUGGAUGCGCUGACGUCAGACAUACAGGAGGAAGCACCCUGGUGUAUGCUUUAUGCUGAUGACAUCGUGCUUGUCGGGGAGGAUGAAUGUGAGGUACAGAGCAGGUUGGAAAUAUGGCGAGAUACAUUGGAGAAAGCUGGUCUUAAAAUCAGUAGGACCAAAACAGAACAUUUAUUCUGUGAUUUUGGUGGUCCGACCAGCUUUUCUCCAAUUGCUUUAAAUGGUGUAAACCUACCAACCUGCUCCGAUUUUAAGUACCUCGGUUCACUCGUCCAAUACGACGGCGGUGUUGACCGGGAUGUGAAAAGCCGAAUAAAUGCAGGUUGGAUGAAAUGGCGACAGGUCACCGGUGUAACUUGUGAUCCAAGAAUGCCAAUGAAACUUAAGGGACAGAUCUACAAGUCCAUCGUAAGACCUGUCGUAUUGUACGGAUCUGAAUGUUGGGCCACCAAGGUUUCGGAUGAAAGAAGAUUGCAUGUAGCUGAAAUGCACAAAAGCAAACAAAUGAAGCACGGACUGGUCUUUGUCAAUUAA